AUGAGCUUCGUAACACAAAUCAGAGUGCGAAACCCAAACUGGGGUCCUUUAAAGUUUCGUGACUGCAUCAUCGUGUUUACAUACCAAGUGAAUUCUAAUGUGUUGCCAAGCAAGUCUGCUCUUGGAAAUGAGGUCAACAGUGGCUUGCUGUUGCUGACCAGCACAAUCGAUUUGAAGGGAAAGGUUGAGUUGAUGCUGAUCAUGAAGACAACGAAGACAGCUGAAUUGAGCUGCUCUAUGGUGUUCAAUUUGGCAGCAAGGUCUCUUCAGAAUUUGGAUUGCAACUGA
Messenger RNA from Prunus armeniaca (apricot), 288 nucleotides. Lineage: Eukaryota; Viridiplantae; Streptophyta; Magnoliopsida; Rosales; Rosaceae. The record is from the annotation of a GenBank genome assembly.